Molecule: messenger RNA, 989 nt
Organism: Scaptodrosophila lebanonensis
Lineage: Eukaryota; Metazoa; Arthropoda; Insecta; Diptera; Drosophilidae
Product: armadillo repeat-containing protein 7
Exons: 4
Coding region: 63-950 (295 amino acids)
Source: RefSeq, a predicted model, not a curated record
UACCAACGAUAUUGUGGAAAAUGUUUAUUUUUGUUUACUACAAUUGUUGUGCCUAGUUAUUCAUGUUCUCUAGUCAUCCCCAUCUGAAACGGAAAACCCCCGCCCAGGGCAUCGACCGUAAAGCAUUUAUUGGCCACUUGGUGGAUGAAUAUUAUACAACCACAAAUGUUGAGGCUCAGGAACAGGUGACAGCUAAUUUAGCCAACUUUGCUUACGAUCCUAUCAAUUGGACAUAUUUGCAUGAAGCUCAGGCAUUGGAGGUAUUUUUAGAGUUAUUAGAGACACACAAUCAAAGCCUACAAUUGCAUGGAAUCGCUGCAUUGUGUAAUAUCUGCUUAGAUAGAACUGCUGAACAAUUCAUAAUAGAGCCAAAGCACACCUCUAUCAUCAUCGACUUGUUUUUACGUACAGAACAUUUAGAAAUUGUGCUCCACAGCAUUGCACUUUUCCUUCAAAUACUUUCCUCAGAUGUGCAAGAAACUCUGAAAUACAAAGAGCUACUUGUUACGCCCGCACUACUUAAACGCAUUCAGCAUUGGCGCCAGGAAGCAAAGGAUAAACGUGUUUUGAGCCAUCAAGCGUUCAGUCAUCUGAAGCAGGUUCAAAUAAUUAAACGUUUUACACAAAAAGAUCUGGAACAGUUUGCUGCCUUCACGGGGGACUACAACUACAUACAUAGCAAGGAAGUACCUGUGCAUGAGCGAAGGGUACACGGAGCUCUGCUCAAUGCAGUUGUAGCAGGCAUCAUUGGCACCAAACUGCCAGGGCCAGGCACCGUGGUGCUAGAGCAAAGCUUUAAAUUUCUGCACCCUUGCCGUAUCGAUGUGGACACAAUUGUGACGGUGCGCCUUCUAAACGAACGUAAAAUAUCCGUAGUAGAAUACGAUUGUCGGCAAAAUGAACAAAUUGUGUUUGCGGGCAAGGCCAAAUUGUUGACACAAAAGCAUUGACAAAAUUAUUGGUAUAAAAAUAAAAGACUUCACUUCUUA